UUAGCUUGCUGGCAGGGGCUAUAAGUUUUGGGUUGAAUUUAGUAAAUGCAGAACUCAUUAAAGGUUUGGACGCCGUGAAGGAGCCCAAUACUUGUGGAAAAGUCUCCAUCUCCGUUUCAAUUGAAUUAGCGGCUCGGCAGGAUGUUAGCAAGGAUGGGGCCUGUCUUGUUGCUCUGGCUGGCCGUGUGCCUCAGUGGGUCCUGGGCUGUGGACAAGGGCAACUUCAAGACCUGCGACCAAAGUGCUUUCUGCAAGCGCCAGCGAGCGAUGAAGCCUGGUGAGUCCCCUUAUCGGGCCCUGCUGGAAACCAUGGAGCUGACCAACACCAGACUCACCCUGCAGCUCAUCAAUGACAAUAACAAGGUGCGUCUUCUGCUCGAACUCUACCGUCUCCAGGGAAACAUAACGAGGGUGAAGAUUAACGAGCUGAAGCCUCUGAAGCCUCGCUAUGAAGUCCCAGACGUGCUCAUCAGGGAGCCGCCGACCGAGCCUCUGUCUCUCCUGUCCCAGGACGAGAACGGGGUGGUGCUGUCCCUGGGAGCAGAGUCCCAGCGGGUCAUUGUCAGCGCCCGGCCCUUCAGGCUCGACAUCGUGGAGGGACGCGACGUCCUGAUGUCCCUGAACUCGCGAGGCCUGCUCGGUUUUGAGCACCUGAGGAUGCGCAAGGACACUUUCUCCUAUAAAGUAACUAGCACAGUGGCUAGCGUGUGGGAUAAUAUCAAGAGGGUAUUCUCUAGUCAGGCCGACCCGGAGGCUGAGAACAAAGAGGGGACGGACCCUGCCAACCCGGCCGAGACUGCAAAAGAAGAGGAAGAGAAAGUAGAAGAUGGGAUGUGGGAGGAGACGUUUAAAUCGCACACAGACAGCAAACCGAGCGGUCCUUCUGCCGUUAGUUUAGACUUUUCGUUGCCAGGCGUGGAGCACGUCUACGGCAUCCCAGAACACGCAGACACCCUCAAGCUUAAAACGACAGAUAGUGGGGAUCCGUAUCGGCUGUAUAACCUGGAUGUUUUCCAGUAUGAACUGUAUAACCCGAUGGCUCUAUAUGGGGCAGUCCCAGUGAUGUUAUCUCACAACGCUCAGCGUACCAUGGGCAUCUUCUGGCUCAACGCUGCAGAAACCUGGGUGGAUAUAAGUUCAAACACAGCAGGAAAGACGGUGUUUGGGAAAAUGCUGGAUUACGUCCAGGGCUCCAGCGAGACGCCACAGACGGAUGUUCGUUGGAUCUCAGAAAGUGGAAUCAUAGAUGUCUUCCUCAUGCUGGGACCGACUCCCAGAGACGUCUUCUCUCAGUACGCCUCUCUAACGGGCACUCAGGCCUUCCCCCCUCUGGCCUCACUGGGAUACCACCAGUGCCGCUGGAACUACAACGACCAGGAAGACGUGCGCUCGGUGGACGCCGGCUUCGACGAGCACGACAUCCCCUAUGACUUUAUUUGGCUUGAUAUCGAGCACACAGACGGGAAGCGCUACUUUACCUGGGAUCCUCACAAGUUUGCAUCACCAAAGGAGAUGCUGCAGGGUCUCCUGGACAAGAAACGCAAGAUGGUUGCGAUCGUCGACCCUCACAUCAAAGUGGACACAAACUACAAGAUCCACAACGAGAUCCGCUCUCGGGGUUUCUAUGUGAAGAAUAAAGAUGGCGGAGACUACGAAGGCUGGUGCUGGCCUGGGAGUGCAGGUUAUCCAGACUUCACCCGUCCUGACAUGAGGGCCUGGUGGGCCAGCCAGUUUGCAUACGAUCAGUAUGAGGGCGCCAUGGAGAACUUGUAUACCUGGAACGACAUGAAUGAGCCGUCCGUGUUCAACGGGCCGGAGGUCACCAUGCACAAAGACGCGAUGCACGAGUCCUGGGAGCACCGUGACGUGCACAACUUAUACGGCCUUUAUGUGCACAGGGCCACGGCAGAGGGUUUGGUCGAGAGGUCUGGAGGAGUCGAGAGACCGUUUGUCCUCACCAGAGCUUUCUUUGCUGGUUCCCAGCGCUACGGUGCUGUGUGGACUGGAGACAACGCUGCGGAGUGGGACCACCUGAAGAUCUCUAUCCCCAUGUGUCUGAGUCUGGGCCUGGUGGGAAUCUCCUUCUGUGGUGCUGAUGUCGGCGGGUUCUUUAAGUCGCCGAGCACCGAGCUGCUGGUGCGUUGGUACCAGACGGGGGCGUACCAGCCCUUCUUCCGGGCCCACGCCCACCUGGACACGCCACGCCGCGAGCCCUGGCUGUUUGGUCCAGAAAACACGGCUCUGAUCCGCGAAGUCAUUCGCCAGCGCUACACGUUCUUGCCUUACUGGUACCAGCUGUUCUACCUCGCAUAUCACACUGGAGAACCCGUCAUGAGGCCACUUUGGGUGGAGUAUCCCCAGGAUCCUGCUACUUUUGCUCUGGAUGAUGAGUUUUUGCUCGGCCGAGACCUGUUGGUGCAUCCUGUAACUGAAGAGGGAGCCAGAGGCGUCACCGCUUACCUGCCGGGGAAACAUGAGGUCUGGUUUGACAUUCACACCUUCCAGAAGCACAACGGCGGCCAAAACCUUUACAUUCCUGUCACCAUGAGCUCCAUCCCGGUGUUCCAGCGCGGCGGCUCCAUUAUUCCCAGGAAGCUCCGAGUCCGCAGGUCCUCCACCUGCAUGGAGCACGACCCGUACACUCUGUAUGUGGCUCUUGAUAAUCAGAGAACGGCAGAAGGAGAGCUGUACAUCGAUGACGGCCACACCUUUAACUAUGAGAAGAAAGAGUUGAUCCACAGGAAGUUUUCCUUCGCCAACGGCGUCCUCUCCUCUGUUGACCUUGAACCAAACGCCCAGUUUACAACCAAGUCUUGGGUGGAACGCAUCAUCAUACUGGGAGCCAGUAAACCCAGCAUGGUUACUCUUAAAACUGCUGAUGGUGAGAACCAGCUGGAGUUUGAUUUCGACGCCUCCAUGUCUGUGUUAACUAUCCGCAAGCCCGGCAUGAAUGCGGGGGCAGACUGGACCGUGACCCUGCAGUGACCCCCAGAGACGGAAGACGAAAACAGAAAACUAGACUGAAACAGGAGGAGAUGGAGAGAGUAGGGAAUAGACAGACUCCAUUAAUACUCCAGACUAACUAGAGCAGGACAUCAGAGUAACUGCAGAAACACAGAUCACACUCUCCAUCCACAUUAACACAGCUUGUUGACGCUGAACUCUGCCAUUUCCUCUUUGUGUUCAGUCACACUGUAAGAUCUGAUGGCAACGAUUAAAAAAUUACUACUAGAUAGGAAAA
Molecule: messenger RNA, 3241 nt
Organism: Poecilia latipinna (sailfin molly)
Lineage: Eukaryota; Metazoa; Chordata; Actinopteri; Cyprinodontiformes; Poeciliidae
Gene: ganabb
Product: glucosidase II alpha subunit b
Exons: 25
Coding region: 142-2985 (947 amino acids)
Biological process (GO): carbohydrate metabolic process; N-glycan processing
Cellular component (GO): glucosidase II complex
Molecular function (GO): glucan 1,3-alpha-glucosidase activity; carbohydrate binding
Source: RefSeq, a predicted model, not a curated record